Molecule: messenger RNA, 657 nt
Organism: Rotaria sordida
Lineage: Eukaryota; Metazoa; Rotifera; Eurotatoria; Philodinida; Philodinidae
Source: the annotation of a GenBank genome assembly
AUGGCUAGUUCGAUUGCAAGCAACCAUAAUCAAGAUGAUCUUCAAUCAAUUCAACACCAAAUUCAUGAGAAAAAAACAAGUAUUCUUGAUUCAACUCGCCGUAUGCUUGGUUUAAUUAAUGAAUCUGAAUCUGUUGGAGUAAACACUGCUGCUGAAUUAGUUGAACAACGAGAAAAAUUAGAAAAUAUUGAAAAACGUUGUGAUGGUAUUGAUGCUAAUCUUGUUAAUGCACAACAAAAUAUAAAUAAAUUAAAUUCAAUAUUUGGUGGUAUUAAAAAUUAUUUUCAUCCACCAAAAACUUCAUUUCCAAAAUCAGUUUCACAACCACAAUUAAGUAAUACAGGUAAAAAGAAAACAGCUACAGCACAACAAAUUCCAGCAACAGCUGUAAAUACACGACCAACAAAUGUAAAAGAUGAUACUGAUACUUAUUUUGGAAAAUCACGUAGUGCUAUGGAUGAUAUUGAACGUGAAACUGACGAUGGACUUCAUGAUAUACAUCAAGGUGUUAAUCGUCUAAAAUUACUUGCUUUACAAAUGAACGAUGAACUUGAAAGUCAAGUACCUUUAACAGAACGUCUUGGUAAAAAAAUUGAUGUACUUAAUGAAAGUGUAACCAAAAAGAAUAAAGAUAUGAAAACAAUCUUAUUGCGUUAA